Hippocampus comes (tiger tail seahorse) is the source of this 3047-nucleotide messenger RNA. RefSeq names its product gap junction alpha-9 protein-like. Bases 1259 to 2743 code for a protein of 494 amino acids. Gene Ontology annotation, molecular function: gap junction channel activity. The record is from RefSeq and is a predicted model, not a curated record. Gene Ontology annotation, cellular component: connexin complex. NCBI's taxonomy places the organism in Eukaryota, Metazoa, Chordata, Actinopteri, Syngnathiformes, Syngnathidae. Gene Ontology annotation, biological process: cell-cell signaling. The transcript is spliced from 3 exons.
CUCCCCCCCUCAUCCUGAUGGGGAAUUUUGUGGACAACGGUUUUAUUUUUUAUUACAGAUUUCCUUUUAUUUUCUAAGUCUUACACUUGCAUAAAUUUUUUCUUUGCCAAAAGUACAGCUUUUUUUUUUUUUUUUAAGUCCACUCAACGCUGUCGCCCGUUUCCGAAACACCUCCUAGGACUUGAUGUGUUUGGAGCUGUUAGCUUCGCCUCGUUGACUCAGCAGGAAGUUUAUUGGGGUGUUUUAUUCGUUUGUUUUUCCGGUGCCGUUUGUUUUUCCGGUGCAUGUCUUUUGUCUUCUGUAGGAAGAAGCUAUUAUUUUCGGAAAUAAACUGUCGCUUAAAGGAAAUGACGCAUGUGCUCACUUUGUUGCCAAAAGUCACGUUACCAGCAUUUAUUGAGCCAUGUUACAUAUUUUCCACUAGUUAUCCGAAAACUUAAUUUUCAGCUGAUCAGAAUUGGCUGUAAAAGUUUAAUGCCCGAAGCCCUAAAGUCCUUUUUGCCACCACGUGGAAAUGCCAUAGAAGGGCUAACGAAUAGCAUCAAUGUGGAUGUGCUCUAAUGUAUUCAGCAACGCGUGAACCGGUCAGCGUGAACCAUUACAUUAUCGAUUUUGUUUUUUAUAAAUGGGGACGGGUGCAACGCGGUUGAGGAAAGGCGGGGGCGGCUUGAUCUACAUUCCCGGCGUGCAAGCGGCCAUGCAUGAAAUGGGACGCACUCCCAUCGAGCGAAAAGAUGCAUUGAUCUCACAGGGUGUUGGCAUGUUUGACUUCAAUAAGGUUCAUUUUCACUUCAGAUACUUUUAUCAUCCUGCAGGGGGGGGGGGGGACAGUUAAAUUGCAUCAGAAACUGAGUGAAGCUCUGGAGCUAUCUUGAAGGACCAGCCAAAUGUCGUGUUGCAUCAGGUGGACAUUUGAAGUCCCCGCCCAAGCUCCCAACUAAAUUUGGGAGUUCGAGGUGGAGGCCACGCAACAGAACAUACAUGUGUUGCAUGUGUUUGGAGUGUGAGAACAACGCUGCGAGGGAAAUGGCAACAGAGCUUUGGCGCCAUCGAUCAGCUCUCCAACUCUGGACGAAGGGUCGCAGAGGCUGAAAGGCAUCAUUAGCUGUUUUCGGUUUGCAGCAGCAGCAGCAGCAUCGCAGCCCGGACAUGUUUCGGUUUCGGUAGCACUUUAACUUGGAAGGGGAGGAAAAGGCCUUUGCAGACCACAUUUCAUAACCAGGAUGAAAGAUCUUCUGUAAUUAAAAACGAAUCGAAAAUGGGCGACUGGAACUUCCUGGGCGGCAUCUUGGAGGAGGUGCACAUCCACUCCACCAUGGUGGGCAAGAUCUGGCUGACCAUCUUGUUUAUCUUCCGCAUGCUGGUUCUGGGCGUGGCCGCCGAGGACGUGUGGAACGACGAGCAGUCGGAUUUCAUCUGCAACACGGAGCAACCCGGGUGCCGCAACGUGUGCUACGAUCAGGCCUUUCCCAUCUCGCUCAUCCGCUACUGGGUCCUGCAGGUCAUCUUUGUUUCCUCGCCCUCGCUCGUCUACAUGGGCCACGCCAUCUACCGGCUCCGCGCCCUGGAGAAGGAGCGCCACUGCAAAAAGGUGGCGCUGCGCCGUGAGCUGGAGUCGGUGGAUGCCGAGUUGGCGGACGCCCGGCGGCGAAUCGAGAAGGAGAUGCGGGGGCUGGAGCAAGGCAAACUCAACAAGGCCCCGCUCAGGGGUUCGCUCCUGUGCACCUACGUGGCGCACAUCGUCACCCGCGCCGUGGUGGAGGUCGGCUUCAUGACGGGCCAGCUGCUCCUGUACGGGCAUCGCCUGAGCCCGCUCUACAAAUGCGACCGACAACCCUGCCCCAACGUGGUGGACUGUUUUGUGUCGCGACCCACUGAGAAAACCGUCUUCAUGGUCUUCAUGCAGGUGAUUGCCUGCAUUUCCUUGUUCCUUAGCCUCCUUGAGAUUAUGCACCUGGGCUACAAGAAGAUCAAGAAAGGCAUUUUGGACUACUACCCCCAUAUCAAGGAGGAACUGGACGAUUACUACGUCAACAAGUCCAAGAAAAACUCGGUGGUGCACCAAGUGUGUGUCGGUACCUCGGCGGGGGGCCGCAAGGCGACCAUCCCCACGGCACCAAGCAGCUACACCUUGCUGCUGGAGAAGCAGGGCAACGGGCCCAACUACCCGCUCCUCAAUGCCACGUCUGCCUUCGUGCCGGUCCAGGAGGACCCCGAUGUCAAGCUAGUGGGCUUGAAGGAGACCAAGGAGGGCGUCCCCAGCCCCACCGACCAGAACAGCAACAACACGAGCAGCGAAACUCGCUCGCCACCCGCUGACAAGGACGUUGAGGAGCUGGACUGCGCCGACUACCCCACUUCACCCGACCCGGUUUCCACCGCCACUCUUCCAGUCAUGGCCCGAAAGUACCGGAGACCGAGUCCGCAAUGGAACUGCUCCACGGUUCUUGAGGGCAACACCUCGGACAGCGGCAACUCCUACCAGGGCGGCUCUAUGAAGCUCCGCGGAGGAAGCGGAAGCGGUAGCGCGGGGCCUCGAUCCAGGAACCUGCUCUCCAAGUCGGACAGCGUGAGGAGGCCCGCCAGGCCCCAGAGCCCGGACUCGGGCGGCGAUGCCAGCUCGGCAUCCCGACGUAGCCAGGAUAGCCCCAGCCCCACCGCCUCCUCCCCCAACCGGCGGGUAUCGGCGACCAGCAGCGGCGGUAGCAGUUGCAGGCGAGCGCCCACUGACCUGCAGAUUUGACGCGCCGCUCUCUGACAUUUUGUGACAGGCCAUAGUGGGAAGUAAUGAAAUACAAAUACUUCAUGACUGCACUUGAGUAGAUUAUUUGCAUGUCUCUACUUCGGUAUUUAUUUUUCUCAGUAAGAAAGCAGUGGUGGUAAGUAACACAGUACUCAUACUUUGUUACAUGACUGAAGUAGAUUAUUCAUGUAGCUGUAUUUGAGUAUUUAUUAUUGCAUAUAAUUCACUACAAAGGGCGGCCCGGUGGUCUAGUUGUUAGCGCGUCGACCUCACAGUGCAGAGGUCGUGGGUUCGACCCUGGCUC